Puccinia graminis f. sp. tritici CRL 75-36-700-3 is the source of this 228-nucleotide messenger RNA. RefSeq lists its product as uncharacterized. Bases 1 to 228 code for a protein of 75 amino acids. NCBI's taxonomy places the organism in Eukaryota, Fungi, Basidiomycota, Pucciniomycetes, Pucciniales, Pucciniaceae. The transcript has 2 exons. The record is from RefSeq and is a predicted model, not a curated record.
AUGGAUGUUGAUCAAGAAGACAAGCUUGCCAAUACUACAGAGGAAACACCCAAAACACUUGUGAUAGAGAAAGCAUGGAGUAAAGAGAAGCCAGUUGAUAAAAAGGCUGCAACACCAGAAGAAGCUCUCCUGCAGGAGUUAGACCAUCUAAAAAUUCCUACAACAUUUGCGCAUCUCGCAGCUAUCUCACUUCAAGUCUCAAGACUAGCCCAUGAGAAAAUAUUAUAA